Lathyrus oleraceus (garden pea) is the source of this 1590-nucleotide messenger RNA. Its product is annotated as UDP-glucuronic acid decarboxylase 5. Bases 294 to 1334 code for a protein of 346 amino acids. Gene Ontology annotation, molecular function: NAD+ binding; UDP-glucuronate decarboxylase activity. The record is from RefSeq and is a predicted model, not a curated record. The transcript is spliced from 14 exons. Gene Ontology annotation, cellular component: cytoplasm. NCBI's taxonomy places the organism in Eukaryota, Viridiplantae, Streptophyta, Magnoliopsida, Fabales, Fabaceae. Gene Ontology annotation, biological process: D-xylose metabolic process.
CCCUAAGAGAGAGACAUUAUAAUAACUUAUAUUUUAUACUCUUUUACGGAAAUUUUAUCUUUUAUAGUACAUCGAAUUACAAUAUAUUAUUAAUAUUAUUAAUCAUCUAGCUCUAUCAAUUUCAUUCCCGAAUUUACUCAACCUUCAAAAUCCAAUUGCAACUUGGACCCAUUCGCAUCAAUAAUCAAUAAGUUAGUGUUAUUAAAUCACAAGAGCGGGUAGGGUUUUGGUUUAAUCGUUUUUUUGUUUUUCAAUCUCGCGAUCAGGAAUUGAAAAUUUUGGAGGUUCUUGCAAUGGCUGCGAAUUCUUCUAAUGGAGAUAACCAAAAAACAUCUAAGCAACCUCCAUUGCCAUCUCCCCUGCGUUUCUCCAAAUUCUUUCAGUCUAACAUGAGAAUCUUGGUUACUGGAGGAGCUGGAUUCAUUGGUUCUCACCUUGUCGAUAGAUUGAUGCAAAAUGAAAAGAAUGAGGUCAUUGUUGCUGAUAACUACUUCACUGGAUCGAAGGACAACCUCAAAAAAUGGAUUGGUCAUCCAAGAUUUGAGCUUAUCCGUCAUGAUGUCACUGAGCCUUUGAUGAUUGAGGUCGAUCAGAUCUACCAUCUUGCUUGUCCCGCAUCUCCUAUUUUCUACAAAUAUAAUCCCGUGAAGACAAUCAAGACAAACGUGAUUGGCACUCUGAACAUGCUUGGGCUUGCAAAACGAGUUGGAGCAAGGAUUUUGCUUACAUCAACUUCGGAGGUAUAUGGUGAUCCUCUUGAGCAUCCUCAACCUGAAACCUAUUGGGGCAAUGUUAACCCUAUUGGAGUUCGUAGCUGCUAUGAUGAGGGGAAACGUGUCGCUGAGACUUUGAUGUUUGAUUAUCAUAGACAGCAUGGAAUAGAAAUACGUGUUGCAAGAAUCUUCAACACAUAUGGGCCGCGCAUGAAUAUCGAUGAUGGACGUGUUGUCAGCAACUUCAUUGCUCAAGCAUUGCGUGAUGAAUCCUUGACAGUCCAAUCUCCAGGAACGCAAACUCGCAGUUUUUGUUAUGUCUCUGACCUGGUUGAUGGCCUUAUCCGUCUCAUGGGAGGAUCAGACACCGGUCCAAUCAAUCUUGGAAACCCGGGUGAAUUCACUAUGCUUGAACUUGCUGAGACAGUGAAGGAGCUUAUUAAUCCAAAUGUGGAGAUAAAGAUAGUGGAGAACACUCCUGAUGAUCCAAGACAGAGAAAGCCAGACAUAACCAAAGCACAGGAACUGCUCGGCUGGGAACCAAAGGUCAAGCUGCGCGACGGUCUUCCUCUUAUGGAAGGAGAUUUCCGUUUGAGGCUUGGAAUUGAGAAGAACAACUAACUUGUUUGAGUUGUUUUUAUUACAUGUCAAUAGAUAAUAAGUGGGAUGGAUUGCUCUCAGCUUUCAUAUUUUUUUUACUUUACAUAAUUAUGGUACUGAGGAAGUUGGGGUGCCUAUAAUUUUAGCUUCCAAGAGUAUCAGAGACGUGCUAGCUCUUUUGUUUGACAAAACAUUACAGCAUGUCUGUCCAAUUUUUGCUUGUGGAAUUAUUGAGUUUACAUUUAUCUAAAAGGCAUCUACUUUAUGUUUCUCUUAA